Loa loa (African eye worm) is the source of this 192-nucleotide messenger RNA. RefSeq lists its product as hypothetical. Lineage: Eukaryota; Metazoa; Nematoda; Chromadorea; Rhabditida; Onchocercidae. The coding region runs from base 1 to 192 and encodes 63 amino acids. The record is from RefSeq and is a predicted model, not a curated record. The transcript has a single exon.
AUGGAGACAGCGCAGAUAUGUGGAUGGAGUGAAAGAGAAAAAGAGGGCGGUUUUGAGAGAGAGGGAGAGAGAGAAAAAAAAGAAGUAAUGAAUGAAAAAGAAUUGAUAGCAAGCGAUUCAUUAUUCCAUGCGCUAUUAUUUAAAGUGGAAGUAAAGAAUCACUUUCUUCCGGGAUAUCACCAAGAUGACUGA